Molecule: messenger RNA, 1586 nt
Organism: Myxocyprinus asiaticus (Chinese sucker)
Lineage: Eukaryota; Metazoa; Chordata; Actinopteri; Cypriniformes; Catostomidae
Product: perilipin-2-like
Exons: 8
Coding region: 129-1583 (484 amino acids)
Biological process (GO): positive regulation of triglyceride storage; lipid storage
Cellular component (GO): cytosol; lipid droplet
Source: RefSeq, a predicted model, not a curated record
CAGAGACGUGAGACAUAAUAAAAAGGGCAGCACUAGUGGGUUUGCAGCAAAUAUCUAUAAAAGCUAUCUCUAUUUUUCUGUUUUUACAUUUUAAUAUUCGAAAGGACUCAACUUGAAGUAAAGCAGACAUGUCUACAGCACAAUACAAUGAGGGGAAUGUGUUGAAGCAUGUGGUAAAACUGCCACUAGUCAGCUCAGCAUUGCAGCAAGCCUUUGCCACCUACAUGGACGUGAAAGGUCACUAUCCACUGCUCGGGUUCAUGGGCAGCGUAGCCGAGCUGGGUAUCCGCAGUGCAUACAUGGCAGCCACGCAACAAGCAGCACCUCUGCUACAGAACCUAAAACCAGAGAUAGAGGCUGUGAACAAUUUUGCUCUGGUGGGUUUGGAGCAACUGGAAAAGUUUUUCCCUAUCCUCCAACAGCCCACAGAUGAGGUGGUUGCUAAUCUGAAGAAUGCUUUCUUCUCGCGGAUGGAUCAUGCGCAAUCUCGUAUGAACGAUGAGUUGGACAGAGUUGUAGACACAUGGGACAAAAUGUUGGAGCUCAGUUUGCGCCUCCUGGAGGCAGCUCAAAAAACAGCAACUGGGCGAGUUAUCGCCGCUGGCCUGGACGAGCUCAUCACUCAAUCAGAGGAGGCAGUUGCUUACUACCUACCCCUGCCACCCACAAUGCGUCAUGAGUGGGAGAGAAGAGUGCAGAGUUAUGAAGAUGAGGAGGAUAGUGAUGAUGAAGAAGAAGAGCCUCGGAUGUGGACACGUAUCCGCAGUCUGCUGUUGUGUGUGUAUCUGCAGCUGUACCACAAAUUGAUGAAGCUGAGAGAAAGAGUGGACAGCGUAUUGCAGACAUUGGGGGCAGCUGCUGAGACGGUGGGUCUCAUGCGGCUGAUGGAGAUGGUAACAUCUCUGCUGCAGCUGCUUCUGACAUUUUACAUAUCUCAAGUGCAUCGCAUAGAGGAACUAAGAUCUCUGCUCAUGGCUCAACUCGCCUCGGGUAUACAGGCACUGAAGGGUCUGCCUCCUGUACAGCAGAUGCUGGAUCUACCUGCUCAGGUACGCAAUAUCAUGAGUGACCUGCUGGAACUGGGACAGAUUCUCAUACAGCUGCUCAUCAACACUACCCCACUCUAUGACCUGGUGAAACAGGUGUCUGAUCUGGAUGCAAUCAAUAACCCAACAUCAGAUGAACUUCCUGAAAGUCCAUCCAACCGGGUCUCUGCAAACAGCCUCUUCCUCAAGGCCAUGGAUGGUCGUUUACAUCGCCGCAGGAGCCUUUACACCCGUUCUCGACGUGGGUCUGCCAGCGGCCCUCCAGUCAGCCCAGCUCUCUCUCCAACUCCAACCACAGUCCCAAAUGGCCGUAAGGGCAGUUUAAAGAUAGAUGCCCAGAUCUCAGACCCUCCAGAACUUGACACACUGGCUGUGCCCACUACUGAUAUGAUCCGCCGCCGUUCCUCAACCGCUGAGGUUCUGCUGGCACCUAUCAUGCAGUUAGUAUCACAGAGCCAACGAGCAUUUGAGUUUUUGAGCACUGUCUCUUCAUCUGAAGACCAGGUCAUUCCAGUGAAGGAAACCACAGAGCAAUAGGUU